This is a messenger RNA of Drosophila bipectinata, 6633 nucleotides long. RefSeq names its product pico (gene pico). Gene Ontology annotation, biological process: signal transduction. The record is from RefSeq and is a predicted model, not a curated record. Lineage: Eukaryota; Metazoa; Arthropoda; Insecta; Diptera; Drosophilidae.
CCAAAUAAAACCUACUCCAAGUGCGGCGCGGGCGGGGCGUUUUUCGUGAAAAUCUACGCACGAAACGGACUUUUCGUAGUUUCCCGAUAGUAGCAUCCGUUUGUUUUGUUCUCUUUUUUUUCUGUUCGCCCGCCAUUCGAUCAAUGAAGUGCCAUUUAGUCGAUUGUGAUUCUGGGUGAUUCACCGCCGAUGCCAAACAAGAGGAAACACCUUCCUCUCCUCCGCUCCUUUUCGUGUGUGGUGUGUAGUGUGUGGGAAGGAGUCCCGACUGCAAUGCACUCGGCGCAGCAACAACAGAGCUAACGCCGCUUAGUGACGCAAAAAUAGGAAUCAGAGCUAACCCAUUUAAAGGAUUAGGCCGUGGAACAGCAAUAGGCAGCUGCCUUGCUGUAAAGUGCAAUAAAUUUCGAAUCGCAUUUGCAUUCGCAGUUGGGGGAACUCAAAUUCGAGUUGGAGUUGGAGUUGGAGUAGGCGUAUUGGGCAAGAGCGUGCGAGCGAGAGGGAAGAAGUGCAUGUGUGUGAGUGCAUAAACUCCAAAUUGUGUGUUCGGCCUGCUUCGGUUUCUGUUCGGUUAUCGUGUUCGGUAUUUCGCCCACGCAGCAGGGGAGGCAACAACAGCAACACAACAACUCCAUCGAGCGAGAGAGCGGGAGAGCAAGGAAGCAGCGGGCUCCAGCGAAAAUGCAUGGGACACCAAGCACAAGGCACAAAGACAAAGUGCAGAGUUAGCUAAAAAAGAGAGAGAACACAAACAGAAAUCGGAAUCGGAAUAGCGGUUAACGGGUCCCUUGUACUGCGAAUCGUUGAAACUCAAGACGGAUCGUUAUCGCAUUUCUUAAAUUUCUUCAAUUAUGCCGAACUUUGGUGCUGCAUCUGCGUCUGUUUCUGCUGCUACUGCCCCCACUUCUUCUACCCCCACUGUUUUCCUUUCUGUUUCUGUUUCUGUGCAAUAAGCGAUCAUCGCAGCAGCUAACAAACAAAGAAAGGGAGGAGGAAACGAGGCAGCGAGCCUGCUAGGAGAGCACUCUCAAUUGACUGAAGACUCCCACUCCCGCGCCCCCUACUCCUACUCAUUGGCCUGUACUAUGGAUUGUGGUGGUCUUGCGGCUCAACAACACCAACAACAACAACAGCAGCAACAACAACAAAAUCAGCAACAACUCUCACUCCAGCAACAACAAAAGGCUCUCAGUUGCCUUGAGGAAGCAGCAACAAUAACAAAUAUCAACCUAAAAAGCAUUUUGGUGGGCAGUGCUGCCAGCGGGGCAGGAGCCGCAGGAGCAGGAGCAGGAGCCGGAGACUCCCCUGCGGGCGUGGGCGCGGCCGCGGGCGUAAAGCUGCGCAGGCACAGCGACCGACCCUUGACCGGCGAGGCCAGCAUUCAGCAGUCGCACACCUAUCGCAUCUCCAUGGCCAACCUGGAGGACACGCAGGAGUCGGAGCUGGACCAGAUCCUGGGCGAACUGAGCCUGCUGGAGCACCAGAUAAGCUACGACCAGGCGACGCUCCUGCUCGGAGGGGCGGGAGGAGCCGCCAACAUGUCGGCCGGAGCCGUUCGUCCUGGGCUUCCGGGCAGCGGCGGCGUUAAUCCGAUGCCGUCCAUGUCGGCCGCCUCGUCGCGCUCCCACUCGCGCACCAACAGCACCAUCUCGGCGGACGUGAGCAGCUGCUCCUCCUCGGGAGUCUCCGAGAACGGACACAACAGCAGCGGGGGUGGCGGAAUGAUGGGCAGCCUCCAGACGCCGCCGCCGCCGCCCCUGCCUCUGGCCGGCAUGACGAUGGGCAUCACGCUGGGCGUGGUGACGCCCCGGGAGCCGCGCACCGAGUCCCCCGACAACGACUCCGCCUUCAGUGACACUGUCUCCCUGCUGUCCAGCGAGUCGUCUGCUUCCUCGAACGCCUCCCUGCAGCAGCAGCAGAUCCAGCAGCAGCAGCAGCAGAUGCAGCAGCAGCUGGGCGGAGGAGCUGCGCACGGGCACCGCGGCCAGGUAGCCAGGAACGGCAACAACAUCUCCAAGGCGGCCAAGAUCCAGCUGGCGCUCCACAAGCUGGAGCACCCCUCCAUCCGGAGGCUGUUCGUCAAGGCGUUCACCGCCGACGGGGCCUCCAAGUCGCUCCUGGUGGACGAGCGCAUGAUCUGCGGCCACGUGAUCCGCCUCCUGGCCGACAAGAACCACGUUCAGAUGCAGCCCGUCUGGUCGCUGGUCGAGCACCUGGGAGAUCUUCAGAUGGAACGCCUCUUCGAGGACCACGAGCUGCUGGUGGACAACCUGAUGAACUGGAACUCGGACGGAGGCAACCGCGUGCUCUUCCAGCAGCGGUCCGACAAGGUGGCGCUGUUCGCCCGCCCGGAGCUGUACCUGCCGGGCCCCCAGAUGGCGCCCGGCUGCCAGCACGACGAGCAGACCCGCCUCAUGCUCCUCGACGAGUUCUUCGAGGCGCCCGUCCAACCCGCCUUGCAGCUGGACGGCCCCCUCUACAUGAAGGCCGACCCGAAGAAGGGCUGGAAGCGCUACCACUUCGUCCUGCGCACCUCCGGCCUCUACUACUUCCCCAAGGAGAAGACCAAGAACGCACGCGACCUGGCCUGCCUGACGCUCUUCCAGGGCCACAACGUCUACACCGGACUGGGCUGGCGCAAGAAGUGGAAGGCGCCCACGGACUUCACUUUCGGCUUCAAGGCGGCGGCGGACUCCUCGCUGGGCAAGUCCUGCCGCUCCCUGAAGAUGCUCUGCGCCGAGGACAUGCCCACGCUGGACCGUUGGCUGACGGCCAUCCGGGUGUGCAAGUACGGGAAGCAGCUGUGGCUCAGCCACAAGAUGCUCCUGGAGGACCUCUGCCUGGGUGGCGGCAACGGCACCGGCCCCGGCGGUCGCGCCGACGGCGAUGCCGUGUCCCAGUCCAGCUUCGCCGUCUCCAUGCGCAGCGAAUCGAUCUCGAGCAUCUCGUCGGCGGUGCCUUCGCAGUGCGGCAGCGUCUCCUCGGCCAUCAGCAGCAUGUCCUCGACGAUCUCGACCAGCGGCCGCACCUCGCGCGCCUCCAGCAGCAGCUCCAGCGGCUGCCUCUCCGACGAUAACAACGGCUUCGACUCUGAGUUCACCACCGGGACCAUCAAGCGCAAGCCCUCGAUGAAGCCCAACCUGCCGCUGACCACCAUGACGCGCCAGCUGAAGGAGGUGGGCGAGAUCACCAUCUGCGAGAGUGCUGGCGGGGACGCGGGCAGUUCCCCGGAGAGAAGCGGCACCCUGACGCGUCGCCACAGUCGCCGCAAGUCGCAGGAGAGCAACGGCAGCGGCACCCUCAAGCGCCGCCCAGUUCCGGUUGUGAAACAGCAGCAGCAGCAGCAAGUGGCGGAGCCGGUUGUACUGGGAGGCAGUGCCUCCUCCAACUCGUCCAGCAGCAACUCGACGCCCACGCCCACGCCUAGCAUUUGUGCCAAGCCGCCGCCCGGCGAUGUGGCCUCGAUGAUGUGUUCCUCCACCCUGUCCCUGGACUCGCUGCCGCCGCCGCCCCCUCCGGUCGCCUUCGAGGGAGCCGACGAGCAGGAUGUGUACGGUUCUCAGCUAUCGCUGGCCUCACUGCCGCCACCUCCGCCGCCCGAGGACGUGCUGGCCAUGACCUAUGCCGCCGGGCCGCCCAGUCCGGCCACGCCCACGAACAUGAAUCCGGCGCCUCUGGGCAUGAUGGGAGUGCCCAACAGCAACGGCGCUUUGCCGCCGGCCGUCCCGGCCAAGCCUGUAAAGCCCGCCGGAGUGCUGAAGGCUGCUCCGCCGUACAAGGCGCCUCCCGACUACGUGGGUCCCGCCCAGCAGCAGCAGAUGCAGGCUGGUCCGCCGCUGCCGCCGCCGCCGCCCGCCCAGAAAAAGGUAUCCUUCGCGGACUCGCCGGUGCUGCUGCGCCGGAAGAUGUGCUCCCCGGAACCGGUGCUGCCCCAGCGCUCGCCCAGCACCACGCUGAGCUGUCACUCGAGCGUGUCCAGCGGCGGGUCCGGAUCCGCCUACCACAUCUACGCCCCGGGGCCAAUGCUGCCGCCGCGCACGGACCUGGCCCGCCUCUCCAGCCAGAGCAACGGCAGCAGCAGCGGUGAGGUGACGUCGCCGAAGCGCCUGCAGGAGUCGGCCUCGAAUCCGCCGCGCGACUUCCUCAAGGAUCUGCAGCGGGUGAUGCGCAAGAAGUGGCAGGUGGCUCAGAAGUGCAAGCUGGAGCCAGCCACCACACCGCACGAAGUGCUGGGCUUCCGCGACUUCAGCAACGAGGACCUCCUGGCCGCCCACAACCUCAAUUCGGGGGCGAACUCGUCGCACUACUACCGGGAGACGGCCAACGUGAGCCACUGGGUGCGGGAGCACUACGAGUACGCCCACAACGCCCUCUACGAGAACGUGCACGGCCAGACGAAUGGCGCCGGCCAGGUUGGGGCCAAUCCGAUGGUCAACAUGGCCAUGAACCCAGGCGCAGGCGAUGCUGCCGGCUCCCCGCCGCCACCGCCGCCGCCCGCCAUGGGCGCGGCCAAGAAGCGUCCGCCGCCACCGCCUCCGAAGCGCAGCGACAAGACGCACCUCACCAACCGGGUGUAAGAAGCAGUGCAGACACUUGGACAUUCUUUCACUAAAAGGAAGGCCUUGUCGGCAGGCAGAGCGAGAAGAAUCAUAAAAUUCCUAUUUACGUUUACGGAGCGCAACAUUAAAAGAACACGACCUCGAACACACUAUUGGUACGCGUCGCGUACGACUAUAUAUAUCUACUAGGGAUAUAUGCUAUCGCCACGCCCACUUCUCUCACACAAGUAUUAUACACAAAUCGGAGAAUCAAACUCAUCCCCGUCGUAGCCCAUUCGAUUCUCGCUUCAAGAGCCAUUCGGAAUAUCAGAAGGAAGGAGGAGCGGACUCGAUCGUCAGCUCGUCUGUCUUAGAGAAAAUAUUUAAGCUAAAUUUUAGAUUGUAAAAAGCGAGAGCAACCUAUAUUGUAAUGAAUUUUUUUUAACGAUAGUGCAUUAUUUUACAAAAAUAAUCAAACGAGCGUCAGAUUAAGUGUACAUUGUUUUCGAUUACGAUUUCUAUUUCUAUUCUUCAUUCGCAUUUGUUUUUAGUUGCUAUUCGGUUUUUAAACUCAUCAUCUCUUGUUUUAGUUGCGAUUUCUUGUAUCCGAUAGUAGACGUUCUUCAGGCGCAUGAAAUGAGCUGCGCUAGCAAUGGAAAGCCUUAUAAAUGAUAUAAGAAUCCCGAAUGUAUAACCCCUCAUAUAAGCUUCUAAACUCAUAUUUCUGUUAUCAAAAAGCCUCGUUUGAUCCUUGAUUCGAAACUUGAGCCCCACAUAGAUUAGCCAAGUUCAUCCAUAGCGAAGAGUGUAUCUUCUCAUUGUACUUAUAGGCCCGGAUCAACAAGCGGAUCAGCCAUAAAGUCCUUUUCCCUAAGAAUACAAUGUGGGAUAUGCAUAUCCAAACUAAAGUAUGUUAAAGGCAAUAAGCGCGAGGGAAUUAUUUCUGUACACAAAUCAAACAUUAAUUGUAAUAAUUGUAACAGUAGGCAUUAGUUUUGCUGAUUUUCGGUUCAUAUCUGUACGUAUAGCAAAGAAAAUAAAUGCCUUCGGCCUUGGUAGUUGUAAUCGCGGCUUUCAACUCUCAUUAACUGUUUUGUGUGCGUUCUUUGUAGUAACUUGUUUGCCAUUUGUUUUGUGUGAUUGUGUACAGCAGGAGACAGCCAUAUACCUAUGAUAAAUAGACGAUUACGAACCAUAGUCCUGAAGCACAAGCUAGCAGUCUAAGCUUGCUUCUGGGUCUUUUGUUAUCGAACCAUGAUCGAGCCCAUAAAUCGACUAACCUCCAGCUAUCCUAGUAAAGUGUUCAGCCCCCUCCCAGCCUUGUUUUUGUUCCUCGUCCUCUGUCAUAUAUCCUCACACACGCAUACCUAUCUAAGUGAAUAUUAAUGUAACUGUACGUUUUUUUUUAAAUAAAUUAUGGUGAAUUCGCAUUUUACUUUCCUACAUAAACAGAACUAAAGGGUAUUAUGCAUAUAGAUCUAGACUCUAGAGAUAAAACAAACAUACUUGACUAAAGGAAAUGCCAAUUUUUUAAAGCUUGAAUUUAUAUAAAAUAUAUAUGAAGAUAUUUUUUAGAAACUAUACGCUAUAUAUAUAUCUAUAUAUGUAGUAGGAGUGCAAGGAUGUGCCAUAGGCGCCGUCUUCACGAAAGGAAUACUUUGCAACAUUUUUUGCUAAAUAAAUGAACUAAAAUCGAAGUGAAUACUUAGACACUAAGUCGGAAAACAGAGCAUAAAGAAGGGGCUUAAAUCAAAGCUAAUGAAGUAUAUGAUAUAUGGUAUUAUAUAUGCAUAUGGGAAGGCCAUGGAAGUGGAAGCUAGAAACUUACUUAACGCUUAAACUAAAAACGAGCAUUUUAAGGAUCAUUUUGUUUGCCAUCUUACGAGAAUAUUAUUUAUUUUAUUUGUUUCCGUUCGUUUGCUUACAUACAUAUAUUAAAUAUUUGAAUUUCAAUGUAUCGAUAAAAGUGAAUUAAUUAAGUAAAGCAAUGUUCUUACAAAACGGACAGGAAAUCAAACAGAAUGCAGAAUCCUAAUUAUAUUGAAUAAGCGAAAAGUUAAAAAAAAAUAAAAAUAAAAAACAAUUUGCAGCCACA